Molecule: messenger RNA, 324 nt
Organism: Aspergillus melleus
Lineage: Eukaryota; Fungi; Ascomycota; Eurotiomycetes; Eurotiales; Aspergillaceae
Product: fungal specific transcription factor domain-containing protein
Exons: 1
Coding region: 1-324 (107 amino acids)
Biological process (GO): DNA-templated transcription; positive regulation of transcription from RNA polymerase II promoter by galactose
Cellular component (GO): nucleus
Molecular function (GO): DNA-binding transcription factor activity, RNA polymerase II-specific; RNA polymerase II cis-regulatory region sequence-specific DNA binding; zinc ion binding
Source: RefSeq, a predicted model, not a curated record
AUGGAGGCAUUUGCGCUACCUCCCCGUGACCUUGCCGAUCAUUUACUUGGUUGCUUCUGGGAAAGGGUCUAUUGUCUGUAUCCUUUCUUUGAUCGCCAGAGCUUUCAACAAGCAUAUGAGAAUCUUUGGGCACCAAAGAGUCAUGCCAGCCACAAACUCACGGAUCUCAAUGUUGGCUUAGGAGAUCGAUUCAACUCGGCCCCGAAUUCCAUCGUCUUUAAUUGUGCACUGAACAUCGUAUUUGCACUAGGAUGUCAUUUCUCGACGAUUCCCGCCCAGGACCGCGAACCUUUCAUUAUGUCUUUCUUCCUCCGGGCAAAAUGA